Molecule: messenger RNA, 501 nt
Organism: Spirometra erinaceieuropaei
Lineage: Eukaryota; Metazoa; Platyhelminthes; Cestoda; Diphyllobothriidea; Diphyllobothriidae
Source: the annotation of a GenBank genome assembly
AUGCGCAGCAAAAUCAUGCAAGUGAAGGAUCGCCUAGACGUGGGUGAACAAUCGGGCGUCGUCUAUCAGAUCCCAUGUCGGGACUGCCCUCGCCACUACACUGGACAAACCGGACGACGACUUAGCUCACGAAUAACGGAGCACAAACGGGCGGUCCAGAGAGGCGACCCGUUGUCUCAGGUCGCCACUCACACCCUGGAGGAAGGCCACGAAUUCAACUUUGCGAGCACGCGGAUAGUGGCGCGGGCCAACAAUAAGACAGAACGAGAACUGUUAGAGGCCUGGGUGUCUGACACCAACGCUAUCAACAGGCACGUUGAUAUACCCCCUGCUAUCACGCGCUCCGUUCCCGCGGCCAAGGGUGCACGCAGUCACGCCACCGUGAGACGGCGUGGGACGCAACUUAUCGCGAAUACCACCCUCUGCACUCAUAUCUCCCCCCCCCUUCAUGGCGUGACUACAAAAACCACUCAUUUGAUGUUGCCUUCUCACAGUCUCUGA